This is a messenger RNA of Salmo salar (Atlantic salmon), 5235 nucleotides long. RefSeq names its product RAB20, member RAS oncogene family (gene rab20). Lineage: Eukaryota; Metazoa; Chordata; Actinopteri; Salmoniformes; Salmonidae. The record is from RefSeq and is a predicted model, not a curated record. Gene Ontology annotation, molecular function: GTPase activity; GTP binding.
ACAAGUGGACGAGAGAGGGGAGAUCAGUGUUCUUCCGAUUAGUCGUGCUUGUUAGAUCGAGAUGGUGAUUGUAUUGAUAAUUGCUUGAGUAAUAACGAAGACGCGGGACGAUGUAUGUGUGUUUUAAUCUGUCGAUGUUAAGUAGCUAUGUUUUUUAAUGAAAAUCUGUACCUACAUUGUCCUUUAUCCGUAAACUAAACUAAAGGAAAGUAAAGUUAAGAUAGUUUGGAGUGUGUCUCUGCUACACCGCUGAGGAAGGCUGCCAAGCGGCACGGGGCAAGAACCAUGCCCGAGCUUUCCAAGAUGAGGAAGCCCGACGUCAAGGUUGUCAUUCUGGGUGACAUGAACGUUGGGAAGACAUCACUGCUCCACAGGUACAUGGACAGGAAUUUUAAAGAUACCAUGAGCACCGUCGGAGGGGCGUUUUUCCUCAAACAGUGGGGACCCUACAAUAUCUCAAUUUGGGACACUGCUGGUCGGGAGCAGUUCCACGGGCUGGGCUCCAUGUACUGCCGGGGCGCUGCUGCUGCCAUUCUCACCUACGAUGUGACCAACUGGCAGAGCCUGACUGAGCUGGAGGAGCGCUUCCUGUCCCUCACCGACACGGCCAAUAAUGACUGCAUCUAUGCCAUCGUGGGCAACAAGGCUGACCUCACAGAUCCCCAGGCCCAGCUGCUAGCCAACCAGGAUGGCCUGACAGCGGACUGGGAGAGGACUGGGGAGCCCAGGGUGCCUUCUGCCUGUCCCACCCCUCCAGCCUCCCCCAUCUCCCUGUCAGGGGUGUCAGUCAACAAGCAGGUGAGCCGAGAGGACGCAGAGGCGUUGUAUGGGAGGAUCCUUAGAUACAAGGGUCUGGAAGAGACGAACAGCCUGCCUGCGGACAAGAUGUGCUUCGAGACUAGUGCCAAGACAGGCUAUAACGUGGAUGCUCUGUUUGAGACGCUGUUCGACAUGGUGCUGCCCUCCGUCCUCAAGAAGAGGACUGAGAGAGAGGGAUCGCCCACCGUGGACCUGGAAGAGUGCAAAGGGACAGGAAACCGGGCUAGGGCCGCCUGCUGCUAGGGAUUAGGGGGAGGUGGGGAGGGAUGGAUGGAUACACUGUUUGGGGGUUUUAGACUGACCGUAAAGAGGGGAGUUCAUGUCAUCUCUGUAUUGGUCUCCCAGGACAUUCCGAGAAUUUUCAGAGGUGACUGUUUGAUAUACACGCACACACAUUCUGUCAAUCAAGCUGUCAACCAAAUUAAUAAUUAAAACAAGUAAUUUAAUUAUUCUUUCAAUGAGCUGGAAAGUACUAUAGUGGAGAGCUGGAGUUCUUGGAUUUUAAACAUCUUCAAGAGGUUCUGUAUGGACUUGAGUUUAGGCCAGAAUUUCUGUAUGUAUAGAGCAGGUUAGCAUUUUUGUAAUUCAUCUUCUCGGCAGAGUGGUCACUAGCUGGCGCAUCCACAAAGUCAUAAAAUCAGAUUUUUAAACUUAACCACAAUGCUAACCAUAACCUUAAAUUAAGAGGAAAAAGCUAUUUUUUGUUUUCAUGAAUUUUUACAAUAUAGCCAAUAUUGGCUUUGCAGGUGGCCCAUCUAUUGGCUCUAGGGCGAGAUGCAUGACAUGUCAACUUGCAUAUGGAUAUGGGAAAUAGGCUACUGGUACACAGUUCACCUGUUUAUAAAUCAAUCAUUGACUUUUUGUUCAUGUUUUGGAAUGAGAAUGUCACUAACUUUGUUUCCAUCCUCAGUUUUUAUGCGAGUAAAGUCAUUCUGUAUCAAAAACAAAAGCACGACGACUGUGAGGGAAACAGGAAGUUUCGGUACAAUUUUAUAAAUGCCAACAGAUUUGUUCGUUCGACAUGGUGGCAUCUUUCUGUCGGUGAAAUUAAUUGCGCGAGAAAUGGCGGUGGAAAUGCCUUUAUGCACAGAUAUUGUUACAAUAACCAGCAUAUCGAAGUAAACUUGGAGUCACACGAUGAUAUGGUGUGUGUGGUCCCCCAAUAAGACUCGGGAAAACAGUUUAUUAGGCUACAGAUAAAAUAAGUUAUGAUGAACUUCACAGGGUGGUGAAAGUGCAAGGUGAUGAGCAUGAUGCUCCUUUUCAAUAAAUAUCUAGGGUCUUAUUCUGGUGACGUGAUUAUCGAUGCUUGACUGCCGUUUGACCAAUAAAAAUAUCCAUAAUCUCAUCACGUAGACUAAGCCUACCCACACUGUAUCUGCGAGCUGUUGGCUAGAGCACACAUGCCAAGACCAGAGUAGGCACAUUUGCUAUUUUAACGCAACAGUUUUUAUGAAAACUUAAGCGAAAGUAUAUUUUGUGUGCACUACGUCAUCACGCACAGAUCUUUUUUGUUGAUCCGCAACACAUCCGUUUAGUAGACGCACACCACUGGUGGGAAAGUGUGCAGAUUUUCUUUUCGUGGAUGUUAGAAUAUUCACAUGAGAAUUUGUCGCCAAAUGGAUGGAAACCUAGCUACAUAUUCCAUUGUUCAACAGCAGUAAUUGUUUGACUACCAGGGUGGCCACACUGAAUUGUGUAAAUGAAUCCUAUUUUAAAGAUGUUUUAAUGUUGGUUUAACAAUCAGGUUUUACAUUUGCUUAGGUGUGUUCUGUUGCAUGUUUUUUUACGGAUUCCUUUUUUCAUGUAAUUUGCACCAAAUCUACACUACAAUAUGUGUAAGAUACAACUUUGAUAUUUUCAAAUAUACGAUAAAAGAUUCUUCUCAUUUAGAAAUAAGGGGAUAUAGUUUGUUUGAGCUAAAGUGUGAAUGUCAAUGCAUGUACCACCAGCAGAAGUAUAACAAACAAAACAUUUAAUUUUUUGUUAUGACUCAAUUACAAUAGAAUUCAAUGGAUUCAUAGCACAUCAAACUCAUGGCCAAUUUUACAAAAUAUAUUUUUAGUUCUGAGCAAAAUAAAAAUCAAGUUCAUUCAGUGGAUAUAAAUAUACGUAGGAAAGUAAAUCAGUGCAUUUUGUGACCAAAACAAUAUAUGAAUGUAAGAUUAGGGUAAGACCUGUAAUAUAUAUUGAUACAUACACUUGAUAUAUUGCUAACAAACCGUUUGCACUGUAAGGCCUCUUGAUGCAUAAAUGUUAUGUUACGUGAGAAGAAGACUUGAUGUAAAGCAGAUUAAUACUGAAUGUUAAGAGCAUUUCUUCUCACCAACCUCAACCAAACCUCAUCAUUUACAAUUGGUAGAGGGUCAGUGUUAGUGUAGUGGCAUUACUGUAUACCUGAAUAAUAAAACGUAAGCGCACUUUAAAAAAUCUAAAUAACUGAAGCAGUGCACACACAAUCUAUUUUAUCAAUCACUAGAUUCAUUGAUAACUGAAGCAGUGCGUACACAGGCAUCUUUGGUUCUUUCAGCUGUAUGUUCUUGGUAUGGUCAGUUAAACAUGUUUGGUACAGUGCAUUCGGAUAGUAUACUUUUUCCACAUUUUUUUACGGUACAGCCUUAUUCUAAAAUGGAUGAAAUUGUUUUUUCCCCCCAUCAAUCACACACAAUACCCCAUAAUGACAAAGUGAAACAGGUUUUUAGUGUUUUUGUAUUAAAACAAAAAACGGAAAUAUCACAUUUACAUUAGUAUUCAGACCCUUUACUCAGUACAGCCUGGAGACACUACAAGCUUGGCACACCUGUAGUUGGGGAGUUUCUACAGACAAUUCCUUUGACCUCAUGGCUUGGUUUUUACUCUGACAUGCACUGUAAACUGUGGGACCUUAUAUAGACAGGUGUGUGUGCCUUUCCAAAUCAUGUCCAAUCCACAGAAUUUACCACAGGUGGACUCCAAUGAAGUUGUAGAAACAGGAUGUCCAAUGGAAACAGGAUGCACCUGUGCUCAAUUUAGAGACUCAUUGCAAAGGGUCUGGAUGUAAAUACGGUAUUUCUGUGUUGUUAAAAAAAAUUUAAAAAUGUUUUUUUUUUUAAGUUUUUUGCUUUGUCAUUAUGGGGUAUUGUGUGUAGACUGAGGAAUUUGUUUUAUUUAAUACAUUUUAGAAUAAGGCUGUAACGUAACAAUGUGGAAAAGUGAAGGGGUCUGAAUACUUUCUAAAUGCACUGUAUAUAACAUAGCUGAGGUAUUAAGUUAGAGCACCAUAUCAAAUAGGACAAACAAUUUAAAAAAUAACAUGUAUAUUUCAUAUCGCUGUUGACUUCAUGGCGGGGCUUCUUUUCCAAUUAUCACCACAGGACACUUGCUCUCCACUUGAAGCGUUCACACAGUCCUUCAGUCAUCACAAGAUGCUGAUCUAAGGUCUGUUUUUUGUUCUCCCCUUUAUGGCGAAGGUUAAGAUUUAGGGAGGGUGAGCUGAUCCUAGAUCUGUGCCUAAGUGUAAUGUCUACCUGAAUUGCGUUUGGUGGGGGGGUACAGUCACAGGAAAUUACAUCACAGGGUCAAAGGGGACUAAGUGUGAGCCAGGUCACAGGUUCUUCAUGCAGACCUGACAGCGGCUGAUGCGUGAGAGGAGCUGGCCUGCUUUCAGGGUCUCGGAGGCAGGCUCUGCCUGGAAGGACUGUUCGAUGGAGGUGAGCCAGAAGCUGUGUUUGUUGGCGAAGUAAUGGCAGGUGCCCUUGGCCCCGUUACACUCGAUGAAGGGAGUGGUGCGGAAGUCCUCCAGACAGGAACCAGGGGACGAUAGAGACUGACCACCGCCCUCGUCACCUGCUGCUGUGUGCUGUGGGGAGACAGGGGAGGGGAAGAGAUUGCUUUCAUAUGUCCUGUGUUUUCAGAUCAAUAAAGAUGAAAAGGAGACUAGAAUAGGCCACAUUAGACUGUCAGAACAGAAAGCAACAGACUCACCAUAAGGAAGGAGUAGCCAAUCCACAGGCUGCGCCAGCCCACAGGGCAUUGUGGGAUGGUGAUGUCCUGGCUGUGCACGGCGACGGCGACGGAUGGAGCCUCGCACACAGAGCAGCGGCUGAUGUAGGGUUUGAUCUCGCCCUCUUCCACGGGCAUCAUGGGAAGUGGUGCGGUGGUGGACAGCCAAAAGGACUUGUCAUUGCGGCUGGCGUAGUAGCAGACGUCUCCGGGGUUGCAGUACAGGAAGGGCAUGGUGUUGAAACGAGGGAGGCAGGAGCCUGCCAGACCUGGGAUCAAUAGAAACAUUGAAUGAACCAAUUAAUCAAUACAUGUAUUCAUAUAAAAGGAUGACACAGUGCUACAGCCACUACAGGCAAACUUGAGAGAGCCUAAUGGGUUCUAUCUGCCAAUGAAAUAUCAAAUAAAAUCUGAAUAGAUACAAGUAUAAUCUAA